Molecule: messenger RNA, 2889 nt
Organism: Ictidomys tridecemlineatus (thirteen-lined ground squirrel)
Lineage: Eukaryota; Metazoa; Chordata; Mammalia; Rodentia; Sciuridae
Gene: Xrcc1
Product: X-ray repair cross complementing 1
Biological process (GO): single strand break repair; double-strand break repair via nonhomologous end joining; base-excision repair
Cellular component (GO): nucleus
Molecular function (GO): damaged DNA binding
Source: RefSeq, a predicted model, not a curated record
CGGCGCGCCGCGGUUUGAAAGGCCCAAGCUUCGCGCGCUUGCGCACUUAAGCCCGCGCAGGGCGCCCUCCCUCCCCGCCCCCAAGCCAGGACCCUUCUUCAUCCUCCCGUCCAGGCGAAGCCCCCGACUUUGACAUGCCAGAGAUUCGCCUCCGCCACGUCGUGUCCUGCAGCAGCCAGGACUCGAUCCACUGUGCAGAGAACCUUCUCAAGGCUGACACUUACCGGAAAUGGCGGGCAGCCAAGGCUGGUGAAAAGACCAUCUCGGUGGUGCUGCAGUUGGAGAAGGAGGAGCAGAUACACAGCGUGGACAUCGGGAAUGAUGGCUCAGCCUUUGUGGAGGUGCUGGUGGGCAGCUCGGCUGGAGGGGCCGGCGAGCAAGACUAUGAGGUCCUUCUGGUAACCUCAUCCUUCAUGUCCCCUUCUGAGAGCCGCAGUGGUGCAAACCCCAACCGUGUUCGCAUUUUUGGGCCUGACAAGUUGGUCCGGGCUGCCGCAGAGAAGCGCUGGGACCGGGUCAAGAUUGUGUGCAGCCAGCCCUACAGCAAGGACUCCCCCUAUGGCCUGAGUUUUAUACGGCUUCAUAGUCCCCCAGAUAAAGACCAGGCAGAGGCCCCGUCCCAGAAGGUGACCGUGACCAAGCUUGGCCAGUUCCGUGUGAAGGAGGAGGAUGACAGUGCCAGUUCCCUGAGGCCAGGGGCUCUCUUCUUCAGCCGGAUUAACAAGACAUCCCCGGCCACAACCAGUGACCCAGCAGGGCCCAGCUACGCAGCAGCUACCCUCCAAGCCUCUAGUGCGGCCUCCUCGGCCUCCCCAGUUUCCAGGCCUGUCAGCAGCACCUCUAAGCCUCAGGAGUCUCCCAAAGGGAAGAGGAAGUUGGAUUUGAAUCUAGAAGAAAGGAAGAUCCCCAACAAACCAUCAGCCCAGCCCUCACCACCUGCCCUCAAGAGACCCAAAUUACCAGCUCCUACCCGCACCCCAUCCACGGCCCCCGUUCCUGCCGCAGCACAGGGGGCAGUGCCAGGGAAGCCCCGGGGAGAAGGCACCAAGGCCAGGGGAGCCCGAGCUGGCCCGCAGGAGCUGGGGAAGAUCCUUCAGGGUGUGGUGGUGGUUCUGAGUGGCUUCCAGAACCCCUUCCGCUCAGAGCUCCGGGACAAGGCUCUGGAGCUGGGUGCCAAGUAUCGUCCAGACUGGACCCCAGACAGCACUCACCUCAUCUGUGCCUUUGCCAACACCCCCAAGUACAGCCAGGUCUUGGGCCUCGGAGGUCGCAUUGUGUGUAAAGAAUGGGUGCUGGAUUGUCACCGCAUGCGUCGGCGGCUGCCCUCCCGAAGGUACCUCAUGGCCGGGCCUGGCUCCAGCAGCGAGGAUGAGGGGGGCUCUCACAAUGGCAGCAGUGAGGAUGAGGCCCCCAAACUUCCUCCCAAGCGCCCCCAGGCCAAAACCAAGACCCCCCAGGGAGCUGGACCCAAUUCACCCCAAAGGCCCCCAACUCCCGAAGAGACCAAAACAGCCUCGCCAGGGCCCCAGGAAGAUACGGACGUUGAGGAGGACCAGUCAGGACAAGACAAUGGAGCGGAAGAUUCUGGGGACACUGAGGAUGAGCUGAGGAGGGUGGCUGAGCAGAGGGAGCAGAAGCCGGCCCCUGGGCAGGAGGAAAAUGGCGAAGACCCGUAUGCAGGCUCCACAGACGAGAACACUGACAACGAGGAGCACCCGGAGUCUCCUGAGCUGCCGAUCCCGGAACUCCCAGACUUCUUCCAGGGCAAACACUUCUUCCUGUAUGGGGAGUUCCCUGGAGACGAGCGGCGGAAACUCAUCCGAUAUGUCACAGCUUUCAAUGGGGAGCUCGAGGAUUAUAUGAGCGACCGGGUUCAGUUUGUGAUCACGGCACAGGAGUGGGAUCCCAGCUUCGAGGAGGCCUUGAUGGACAACCCUUCCCUGGCAUUCGUUCGUCCCAGAUGGAUCUACAGUUGCAACGAGAAGCAGAAGUUACUUCCCCACCAGCUCUAUGGGGUCGUGCCCCAGGCCUGAAAUAGGUUCAAAGCCAGCUGUGGCCAGUUUACUGUCUUCCACAUGUAAAGGCCCUGUGAUUACACGGAGCCCACAUAGAUCACCUGGGAUAAUCUGUUUGAAGGUCAUUUACUUAACAACCUUCAUUCCUUCUCCACUUCAUUCUCCUUUGCCACAUAUUCACAGGUUCCAGGGAUUAGGAUGUGAACAUCUUUGGGAGGCCAUUCUUCUACCCACCACAACCAGCACGUGUAACACUAGGACUUCAGUGUAGGAAAAAAAAAAUGACACUAGUUCCUGAUCCCGCAGGGCUGCCAUUGCGCUGGAGAGCUGGGGAGUCUGGUGCACUGGGCAGUGAAAAACGCAGGGAGACAAAUUCAGCAGGGCAGUGGGGCAGGGUCCGGUAGUUUAUAGAGGAUUUGCCGCGCUCUGCAGGGCCCUGGGAGAUGUACAGGAGUACCUGGGAGAGCCCUUGCAGGCAGAGGGAAAGUAAGUGCAAAGGUUCUGAGGCAUGAGCAGGUCUCCUGUGCUUAAGGAGCAGACAGCAGGAUACCAGGAGACCCACCAUCUGCCCAUCCUCCCAGCUUUUAAAGGCAAUUCACAUUCCAUUCCAGACUCAGCUCCUGCCCUGUUUGGUUACAAGUAAAUCCUCUCUCAACCUCAUUUUUUCCAUGUGUACCAAGUAAGAUUGAGCCAAGUCAACAUCUCUCAGAUGAGUUUAAGUACUUGCAACUGCUGAUGGUGUGGUUGCUUUGGAAUAACUCCCAGCACUGCUCUCUGUGUAAACAUGAUAUAAGCAACACUGCAAGAGCAGAAUCUUUACCCUUUUGUGCUCCCCACCCGCCAAGAAUACAUGCUCUGCUUCUGUGGUUACUAA